AUGCUGCGCAAAUAUCUUCUCUUGCCGCUUCUUGCGUCAUAUGGUGCGGCUGUCACUAUUUCGGUAGCGAAGUCUGGAGGCAAUGCCACAUCGGGUUUGCAAUAUGGUGCUAUGGAAGAGGAAAUCAAUCACUGUGGUGAAGGAGGUCUCUAUGCAGAGCUGAUUCGCAACAGGGCUUUCCAAGGCAGUGCUAAGUUCCCUUCGUCACUGGAUGCCUGGACUGCCGCUGGGAGCUCAUCGUUAUCACUCAAGAACCUGACUGAUCCUUUGUCUACUGCCCUGCCAACCUCGGUCAAUGUCAAAGGCACUGGCACGGCUGGUCUGAUUAACUCUGGUUUCUGGGGAAUUGAUGUUCGCCCCCAGAAAUAUAGUGGAUCAUUCUAUGUGAAGGGCUCCUACACUGGGUCUUUCACUGCUUCUCUCCUUUCCCCUAGCGGAAAAGUGCUUGCCAGCACCAAGGUCACUUCGAAGAGCAAAGCAAACUCUUGGGUGCAGCAUAGCUUUGUUCUUACCCCGAAGAAAAAGAGUUCAGACACCAAGAACACAUUCUCAUUGACUUUUGAUGGCUCGAAAGCAUCAAGCGGGUCGCUCGAUUUUAAUCUCAUUAGUUUGUUCCCGCCCACAUGGAAUGACCGUCCGAAUGGCAUGCGGAAGGACUUGAUGCAAGCUAUGAAGGAUCUGGGUCCUACUUUCCUCCGCUUCCCAGGCGGAAACAACCUUGAGGGUGAUACCAUUGAGGGCCGCUGGAAGUGGAACGAGACAAUUGGACCUCUCAAGGACCGACCUGGCCGUGCGACCACCUGGCAAUACCAGGAGACCCUUGGACUGGGCUUGGUGGAGUACAUGGAAUGGUGUGACGACCUCGGCAUGGAGCCCAUCCUCGCGGUUUGGGGUGGCCUUGCCUUGAACGGUGACUUGAUUCCCGAGGAUGAACUCGAUUUCUACGUGCAAGAUGCACUCAACGAGAUCGAGUUCCUCACUGGCUCCGUGGAUACUGAGUAUGGCGCUUUGCGCGCUAAGGUCGGACACCCGGAUCCAUGGACAAUCAAAUACGUCGAGGUUGGAAACGAAGAUAACCUGAACAACGGGUUGGAGUCGUACAAGUCUUAUCGAUUCCCAGCAUUCUAUAAGGCUAUCACUGCCAAGUACCCCGACAUCCAGGUUCUGGCUUCAACCAUCGAUAUGACUAUUCCUGGAACCGCCGGUGGUGAUUAUCACCUGUACGAUACUCCAGACAACUUCAUCAGCAAGUUCGACAUGUUCGAUAGUUACUCAAAGGAUCACCCUAUCUUGCUCGGCGAAAUUGCUGCUACUGAGCCCAACAACGGAGUUGGAAUCGACUGGAGCAACACUCAUUUCUCUCUGUACCCUUGGUGGAUUGGAUCAGUGGCCGAAGCUGUUCUGCUAUUGGGCGCAGAACGUAACGCUGACAAGAUCAUUGGAACCACCUACGCUCCGUUCUUGAUGAACUUGGAUAGCUACCAGUGGUCACCGACUAUUCUCUCAUUCAAUUCUGACCCUGACGACACAGCACGCUCAACCAGUUACCAUGUCUACAGUCUAUUCAACCACAAGAUCAUGACCAACACCCUUCCUGCCACGUCUCCAGAUGCCUUUGGUCCCCUUUACUACGCGACAGGUCUGGAUAGCAAAACCAACUCGCACAUUUUCAAGGCAGCAGUAUACAACAGCACAUCUGAUGUCCCCGUGUCACUAACCUUCGAGGGAGUUGGCCGGGGUACCAAGGCCGACUUGACCAUCCUCACUGCACCCGAUGCCUUGACUAUGAACGCGGUGGGCGGGUCCAACCUUGUCAAAAGCAAGACUACCCAAAUCAAGGCUGGAAAGAAGGGCGAGUUUAGCUUUAAGCUGCCUAACCUGAGCGUUGCUGUGCUUUCUACCAAUUAA
Penicillium soppii is the source of this 1908-nucleotide messenger RNA. Its product is annotated as alpha-L-arabinofuranosidase A. Gene Ontology annotation, molecular function: alpha-L-arabinofuranosidase activity. The record is from RefSeq and is a predicted model, not a curated record. Lineage: Eukaryota; Fungi; Ascomycota; Eurotiomycetes; Eurotiales; Aspergillaceae. Bases 1 to 1908 code for a protein of 635 amino acids. Gene Ontology annotation, biological process: L-arabinose metabolic process. The transcript has 8 exons.